Mollisia scopiformis is the source of this 2118-nucleotide messenger RNA. RefSeq names its product AMP-binding enzyme. Gene Ontology annotation, cellular component: endoplasmic reticulum; plasma membrane; lipid droplet. Gene Ontology annotation, biological process: long-chain fatty acid metabolic process; long-chain fatty-acyl-CoA metabolic process. The transcript is spliced from 8 exons. Gene Ontology annotation, molecular function: long-chain fatty acid-CoA ligase activity. The record is from RefSeq and is a predicted model, not a curated record. The coding region runs from base 1 to 2118 and encodes 705 amino acids. Lineage: Eukaryota; Fungi; Ascomycota; Leotiomycetes; Helotiales; Mollisiaceae.
AUGGCUCCCCACGAGAAGAACUUGAAGAAGGCCAUCGUCCAACCGGGCAUGUUUCAUGAGCCUCCAUUCAGUCUCGAAGUUCCUGGCGUUGCCAAAAAAGACGGAGAAACCAUUCCUCGUCGCAAUGCCAAAUAUAUCGACGGACUUGUAUCCAGGCCCAGGCCAGAAAUCGCUACACUGUACAAUGUCUUACAACACGCUCGAGAUACUUUUGGGUCAGCGGCUGCACUAGGAUCAAGAACUUUGCUUUCGACGCAUAAGGAGUUGAAAGUUGAGAGUGAGAGAGAAGUGAAUGGUAGGAAAGAACUGAACAACAAGCAGUGGAUAUACUACGAGAUGAGCGAAUACAAAUGGACCACCUAUCAAGACUACUUUAAUCUUGCAAUAAGAAUCGGACAGUCGCUCAGAAAUGCUGGGUUGGAGCCUGGGUCUCGGGUGCACGUUUUUGCUGCUACGAGUAUGCGUUGGCUCGCCAUGUCUCAUGGCGCUACAACUCAAUCCAUGCCAAUCGUCACUUCCUAUGCCACUUUGGGUGAAUCAGGACUGGAGACUUCUCUUGUGCAGACUCAUGCGAAGGCCAUCUUUGUUGAUUCGGAUCUCCUUUCCAAGCUCGGACAACCUCUAGUUCGAGCAACAGAUGUCAAGCUCGUCAUAUAUAAUGACGAUCAUGAUCCUAAAGAAGGGGAUAUUGAUAGACUCCAAUCACUGCAUCCAUCUCUGACAAUCUUGAGCUUCAGCGAUUUCCUUGAGCUGGGCAAGGUUGGUGGAUUGCCACCCGUUCCCCCCUUACCUGAAGAUCUUUGCUGCAUUAUGUAUACGUCUGGUACGACAGGAACGCCGAAGGGUGUGCCAUUGAAGCACAGGAACGUGGUUGCAGCCAUCGCAGGGCUUAAUUCCAUUUUUAAGGACUACGUCGGGACAGAAGACUCCGUUCUCUCCUACUUGCCCCUAGCACACAGUUUCGAAUAUGCUUUCGAGAACGCGUGCCUCUUCUGGGGUAUGAAAAUGGGCUACGGUAGUCCACGAACUAUGCUGGACAAGUCAAUGCGAAAUUGCAAAGGAGAUAUCAGAGAGUUAAGGCCAACAAUCAUGGUUGGUGUUCCUGCAGUGUGGGAUCAAGUCAAGAAGGGGAUUCAAGAAACUGUGGACAGAAAGGGACGACUCUCCCGGUGGGUGUUCUCUCAUGCUAUCAAGUGGAAAACAUGGCUCUGCGAUAAAAGGCUACCCGGGGCGAAAAUACUGGACAAGUUUGUGUUCAAACCUGUGAGAGAACAGUUUGGUGGCAGACUUCGGGCAUGUUUCAAUGGUGCCGGACCGCUCAGUAAAGAGGACCGCAGAUUUCUUUCCUAUACAGUAGCCUCCAUGAUCAGCGGUUAUGGGCUGACGGAAACCACUGCGAUGGGUGCUCUUCAAGAUCCUCUUGAGUGGACUGACAAUACUCUCGGUGACAUUCCUGCGUGUAUCGAGAUCAAGCUCGUUGAUUUUAGGGAGGCAGAGUACUUUGCCAAAAACAACGUUGGAGAGAUUUGGAUCCGAGGAGAUGCCGUAAUGGAUGGCUACUAUGAAAAUGAGAGCGAGACACGAAAAGCGAUGAGACCCGAUGGUUGGUUCAAGACAGGUGAUAUAGGGGCAUGGGAUGCCAACGGCCAUCUGAAAUUGCUGGAUCGAAAGAAGAACCUUGUCAAGACAAGUCUGGGAGAAUACAUUGCUCUAGAGAAGCUCGAAUCGAUCUAUCGGACAUCGAGCGUGGUCUCGAAUGUCUGUAUAUAUGUUUCAGGAGAGCAGAGAACCAUCCUAGCUAUUGUAGUACCGAGAAAGGACGUCAUCCUACAGUUUGCAAGAAGUUGUCAUAGGACGUCGAUCCUUGCAGGCAUGAGUUACAGCGAGUUGCUGAAAGACAAACAAAUUAGACAAUUCGUUCGCGACCAGUUGCGAGAGGUAGGAUUUAAAGGCAAGCUGGAAGGCUCAGAAAUUAUCAAAUGGCCAAUCCUCACAGAACACGAAUGGACAACCGAAAAUGGCCUCCUCACUCCAGCUCAGAAGCUUCAAAGGAGAAAGAUAUAUCCUAUGUUCGAGGAAGAAAUCCGUGAGGUAUACCAAAGCGCGGAUACAUACUGA